Cornus florida is the source of this 4812-nucleotide messenger RNA. Its product is annotated as disease resistance protein L6-like. Gene Ontology annotation, molecular function: protein binding; ADP binding. The transcript is spliced from 7 exons. Gene Ontology annotation, biological process: signal transduction; defense response. The coding region runs from base 91 to 3705 and encodes 1204 amino acids. The record is from RefSeq and is a predicted model, not a curated record. Lineage: Eukaryota; Viridiplantae; Streptophyta; Magnoliopsida; Cornales; Cornaceae.
ACAACCCUUCACUAUGCGGCACGGAUGUCCACAAGUCAACACUUUUCCUCCACAGAGAGAGAGAGAGAGGAGAGCUGAGUUGUCUUGGAAAUGGAAGAAGGCUUCUGGUUGCCUCUUCUUGCAGCAGUUGCUGUAAUUCUGUUUUCGUUCUUUGUAUUCACGAAGUUCUUCAACAAGAAGACAAACACAAGUACAGUUUCAGAUUCAGAAACUUCUUCUUCAAAUCCUAACUCUUCAUCCACCUCCAAUCCACUUCCAUCUGCCCCCUACGAAGUCUUCCUCAGCUUCAGAGGCCCCGACACUCGAUACGCCUUCACAGAUUUCCUCUACAACGAUCUCGUCGAUGCCAGAAUUCGCACCUUCAGAGACGACAACGAGCUCCGAAAAGGAGAAGAGAUCGGCCCUGAGCUCCUCAGAGCAAUUACAGAAUCCAAGAUUUCAAUCUCGAUCUUCUCCAAGAACUAUGCGUCCAGUAAAUGGUGCCUUCGCGAGCUAGCAAAAAUGUGGGAAUGCAGGACAAGCAUGGGACAGAUCAUUUUGCCCAUUUUCUUUGACGUUGAGCCGUCCGAUGUGCGGCAUCAAACAGGGACUUACAAGAAGGCCUUCAACGAGCACCAGAGGCAUUUCGAUGGCGACACCGUGCGGGGAUGGAGGGAGGCAUUGAAAGGGGUUGGAGCAUUGAAAGGAUGGGAUUUGAACAAGGAAACUGGAGGGCAUCAAGGAAAGCUCGUGAAGAUGGUUGUUUCAAAAGUGUUGUUAGAGUUAAAGAAGAAUUACAUGGUUGUAACUGACAGAUUGGUUGCAAUUGAUCAUCACAUAGAAGAAGUAAGUAGAUUAUUAGAUUUUCACUCCAGUGAUGUAAGGAUUGUUGGAAUCCAUGGCAUGGGUGGGCUUGGCAAGACAACUAUUGCCAAAGUCAUAUACAACAAACUCUCCAAGUCCUUUGAACACUGUAGCUUUCUUGCUGAUGUUCGAGAAAUUUCACAACAAAAGGGUCUUGUUAACUUACAAAUUCAACUGAACUCUAAAAUCCUAAAGCGAAAAGGCCUCGACAUUGAUACUGUUAAUGAUGGACACCAAAUGACAAAAGACACAGUUUUUGGAAAGAAAGUUCUCAUUGUUUUGGACGAUGUGGCUGAAUCGUCUCAAUUUGAGAUGCUUGUCGGAGAACGUGAUUGGUAUGGCUCGGGAAGCAGGUUCAUUGUUACAACAAGAAACAAAAAGGUUUUAGAUGAUCUCAAAGUAGAUGGGGCUUACGAACCACCAACAAUGGAACCAUAUUAUUCUCUUCAACUUUUUAGCAAGCAUGCCUUUAGGGAGGACUUCCCUCCAGAUGACUAUGAUCUUCUUUCCAAAGAUGUUGCAUCCACUGCUGCUGGGCUUCCUUUGGCUCUUGAGAUUAUAGGUUCACUUUUAUGUGGCAGGGGGAAAGCAGUAUGGAAAGAUACAUUGAAGAAGUUGAGAAAAAGACCGGAUGACAAAGUCCAGGCAAUAUUGAGAAUAAGUUAUGAAGCAUUAGAUUAUGAGCAAAAGCAGAUAUUUCUCGACAUUGCAUGUCUUCCCAUUGGAGUGGACAAAAGAAUUGCUGAGUAUUUUGAAUUUCCUGGUGGAAUGGACAAAGGAGUUGCCUUUUAUAUGUGGGAUGCUUGUGAAUUUUUUCCUGAAAGUGGGAUUGAUGUCCUCUUUCUCAUGUCUUUGGUGAAAUUUGAAGAUGGUGAUUUCCUAUGGAUGCAUGAUCAGCUUAUAGGCCUUGGUAGAGAAAUUGUUCGUCAAGAAAAUUUCAAGGAGCCUGGGGAGCGUAGUAGGUUGUGGUCUCAUGAGGAAGCAAUGGAUGUAUUGGAGGGGCGCAUGGGUACUAAAAAGGUUGAAGUCCUCUGUCUUGACUUCAAAUUUGGUUAUCCGGGCCUUUGUUUUACAAGUGAAGUAUUCACAGAACUUUCAAAUUUAAGGUUUCUCAAAGUUGAUUGCGCAGAAUUAACUGGAGAUUUUAAGCAUCUUCUUUCAAAGUUAAGAUGGCUUCAUUGGCAGAAUUGUCCAGGGAAAUUCACUCCAACCAGUUUAUGUCUAAAGAAUCUGGUCAUUCUUGAUCUAUCAUGUAGCAGGAUUACAAAUGACUGGAAGGCUUGGAGUCAAAUCAUGAUGUCAAGAAAGCUGAAAAUUUUAGAUCUCUCAUAUUGCAAUUGCCUAACCAGAACUCCUGACUUCUCUACAUUUGGAAGCUUAGAGAGAUUGAUUCUUAAAGGGUGUGGAAGUAUGAUUCACAUUGACCCGUCCAUUGGGAAUCUAAUUCAUUUGAGAGUGCUUGAUAUUAGUGGAUCUGCCAUAACCAAGUUUCCUGAUGCUAUUGGAAAUUUAAAGGAGCUUGAAAUUAUUAAUGCCUCUUCUUGUAGUUUGCAAGGGAAAAUUCCAAGUAGUAUUGGGAGGUUGUCUUCUUUGAAAAUCUUGAAUUUAAUGUUAACAAAGAUUUCUCACCUACCAGUGAGCAUUUGUGGGCUUUGUGACCUCCAAACCCUUGAUUUAUACGGCUGCCGGGAGCUUCAAUCGCUGCCACAACUUCCUCAUAGUUUAACUAGUCUUCGUGUCACAUGUAAACAAAUGGAGGCAUUUCCAAGUCUUCCCAAUCUGACGAGUCUGAAGAAAUUGCACUUGGAAGAAUGUCGGAAUCUUGCAGAAGUUCCUGGAAAUCUUGGGAAAUUAUCUGAAUUGGAGACCUUGACUUUGAUAAAGACCAGCAUUAGGAGUCUGCCAGCAGGGAUUGGUGGACUUCGUAGGCUCAACCAACUCGAAAUAAACUCCUGUAAAAAUAUUCGUUGCAUAAUGGGACUGCCCUCAGGUUUACACAAACUCUCUGUUAAUUUUUGUGAUUCCUUCGAAAGAUUGCCAGAUCUGUCAAAUUUGGAAAUUUUAUCAGAAUUAAAACUUUCUGCUUGUCCUGAGCUGGUGGGGAUUCAAGGCUUUGGGAAAUUAAAACUGCUGACAAGUUUAGAAGUAUCAGGGUCAGAAAAGCUAUGUGAACUUGACGGGCUUGAACAGUUGGAAUGUUUAAUACACUUGAAUAUAAGUCAGUGUUCUUACUUAGAAAGAGUGCCAGAUCUAUCCAAUCUAAAGAAGUUAAAGAAGUUACUUGCUUACUGCUGUCCUUACCUGAUUUUGAUUCAAGGCCUAGAGCAAUUGGAAUCCUUAGAAUAUUUGGAUAUAAGUGAAUGUGUUUCCCUAGAAAAAUUUCCUGAUCUAUCAAAAUUGGGGAUGCUGAAAGAUUUAGUUCUUCGGGAAUGUCACAACUUAGUUGAGGCUGAGGGCCUGUGGGCAUCGAAAUCCUUGGAGAGACUGGACAUGUCGUCUUGCAAAUGGUCAAAAAGAUUACCAGAUCUUUCAAACCUGAAAAAACUGAAGGAAUUGAGAAUUCGUGAUUGUGGAAAAUUAACUGAGAUCCAGGGACUUGACAUGUUGAAUUCACUAGAAUAUCUAAACAUUGCUGAUUGUGAGUCACUGGGAAAAUUACCGGAUAUGUCAAACCUUAACAGCUUGAUUACUUUAAUAGCUCCUGGUUGUGAGAAGCUGACUGAAUUGCCGGGACUUGAAGGAUUGAAAUCCUUGCGAUUAUUGGAAAUUACUGGAUGCAGGUUGAUUGAAGAUUUACCUGAUUUUCCAAACACGGAAAUACGCAGGCAUACACCAUAUAUACUGCUUCGCACAUAUGCCUAACAAGCUACCUGAUGGCCUGGUACCAUAGGGAGGACCCGAAGGCUUAGAUUUGCAGUGUGCCCAAUGCCUAGUGAGGCCCAAGGGUCCAUAUAGCAGCAGGCCGAUUAUCCCCGAGAAAGCAGAGCCAGUCACAGCCUAGACCACUUCAGGAUUACGCUUGUGCUUGCGGGCCUUGACUUGUGGGGGCAUGGCUGAGGGACAUUGAAUUUCAGUCGCUCGGAAUGCACUAGGGUGGCUCAUUGAGGCUGAGGUUGGUGCUUUGAGCCAAUCCUAGUUACCUAAGGGCGGAUGGGAAAAUGUUGCCCUCUUUUAUUCCGACUUGGAAGAAGAUCCAAAAGUACAUCUAAAGAGGGCAUUUGGAACCGAGCUCAGACAUGAAGCAGCAGAUUGUUCAUUUUUCAGCACGGAGCGUGAGAAGUCCUUCACUUUCACCUCCAGAGUCCAGACACAGUGAGAGAGGUGUGUUCUCUAGCAAAUGGAAGUGUACGAAGAAGGCUUCUGGUUGCCUCUUCUUGCAGCAAUUGCUGUAAUUCUCCUUUCCUUCUUUGUAUUCACUUUUCUUUUCAACAAGAAGUCAAACACAACCACAGUUGCUGAUGACAACACCUCAGAAUCAGAAACUUGUUCUUCAAACCCUAAAUUCCUCAUCCACCUCCAAUCCACUUCCAUCUGCGCCCUACGAAGUCUUCCUCAGCUUCAGAGGCCACGACACUCGCUACGGCUUCACAGAUUUCCUCUACAACGAUCUCGACGAUGCCAGAAUUCCCACUUUCGGAGACGACUCCGAAUAGGAGAAGCAUUGUGACACAAAUGAUACUUAUGAGCAAAUGGUUACAUUCAACAAUUUGAGCUACCAAAGUCCGAAAACUAUAUGGCCGCGUCUAGUGUUCGUUGUAAUAAUUAAGGCCACAUGUGUGCUGAAUUUUGCAUUCGAGUCUCCACUUGUUGGGUUGGUAUUUUCACGACGAAUGUGACGGGCAUUUAAUAAUUUCUGUCCUAAUUUGCAAUAUUACUAAGGUUAUAUUGUUUAUGAAAUUUCUAGUAAUACGUAUUUUUGUUUUUUUGGGGAGAGAAGUAAUCAACUUUGUCACACUUUCUUUAUUGCAA